Molecule: messenger RNA, 2898 nt
Organism: Cajanus cajan (pigeon pea)
Lineage: Eukaryota; Viridiplantae; Streptophyta; Magnoliopsida; Fabales; Fabaceae
Molecular function (GO): nucleic acid binding; RNA-DNA hybrid ribonuclease activity
Source: RefSeq, a predicted model, not a curated record
AUGCAAUACACGCCGCUUAACACUAGUAGGGCCAAGGUGUUGGAGCAGGCGUUAGCCACGGAAGUACUAGCUGUUCCUCGAAGAGCUAUGACCCCGCCUCACGCCGACACAUCCAAGACGUGUCAAUUCCACCGGAAUAUAGGACACACUACUGAAGAGUGCUCUGCCCUUCGGGUUCGUAUUGAGGAUCUCGUUAAAGCCGGACAUCUCCAAAAUUUUGUUCGAGGAGAUAACAGGAGAAACAAUUAUCGUACUGGCAGGGAGGAGGGCCGAAGGGAGAAUCGAGAGCGAGCACCCCACAGGAACCGAUCCCGUGAACGCAGCAGGUCUCAAGAAAGAAGUAGUCAACAGCGAGACCGAAACCAACCCAGGCGAGUGAUAAACACCAUUGCGGGAGGCUUCGCAGGAGGAGGGAGUUCUUCGUCGGCCCGAAAAAGACACCUAAGGGCGAUCAAAUCGGUUAACUCCAUAGGACGGCCAGCUGCAAUUCGUAUGCCCCCUAUCACAUUCACCGAUCAAGAUUUUCAAGGCGUCGAUCCAGUGCGAGAUGACCCCAUGGGCGUCAGUGUGGAAAUUAACAACUGUAUUGUAAGAAAAACUCUUGUCGAUCAGGGAUGCUCGGUUGACAUCUUAUACUGGAAGACUUUCGAGCAGCUCGGCAUCCCUGAACAGGAAUUGACACCUUACGAUGAACCUUUGGUGGGAUUCUCAGGUGAACGUGUGGACACAAGGGGAACAAUAGAUCUGUACACCUAUUUCGGAGACGACCAACAGGGUCGAAGGAUAAAAAUACGGUACGUUGUGGUGAGUGCUAACACGUCGUAUAAUAUCCUCUUAGGUCGACCCUCCCUGAACAGGCUGAGAGCCAUCGUCUCUACCCCCCACUUGGCAAUGAAAUUUCCGUCUGAAGAAGGCAAGAUCAUUACAUUGCAUGCCGAUCAAAAGACAGCCCGCGAAUGUUACCUGGCCAGUCUGAAGGUACAACCGACUCCGAAGACGACCAGACGCCGAGACGUCAACGUCAUUAGAGAUGUUGGUCAAUACAAGAUGGGGGGCUUAGAACUUGAUCCCAGAAUAGAGGACGAACAUAGGGUCGAGCCGACGGAAACAACAAUCUCGUUCCAGCUCGGGAAAACGGAGGAUCAAGUCACAUACCUAAGUUCCCAAUUGACAGAUGAUGAAGCGGGGGACAUUAAGCGAGUCUUACUGAGGUAUUCAGAUUUGUUCGUCUGGACAGCAGCCGAUAUGCCAGGCAUCGACCCUAGCUUCCACUGCCACCGACUCUCGGUUUGCCGAGAUGCCAAGCCAAUCGCGCAGAAAAAGAGGAAAAUGGGGGGAGAAAGAUCCCAAGCAGUAAAAGAAGAAACGACUAAACUGCUACAUGCAGGAUUCAUUAGGGAAGUCAAGUAUUCAACCUGGCUAGCCAACUUAGUGAUGGUCAAGAAGGCGAAUGGUAAGUGGCGAAUGUGCAUCGACUACACGGAUCUCAACAAAGCAUGCCCAAAGGAUGCCUACCCCCUUCCGCACAUUAACGCGUUGGUUGAUGGACCAGCCGGUCAUCACAUGUUAAGCUUCUUGGAUGCCUACUCAGGGUAUAAUCAGAUACCCAUGUACCCCCCGGACAAAGCAAAAACUGCAUUCAUCACCGAUUCGGCCAACUUUUGUUACAGGGUAAUGCCGUUCGGUUUGAGAAACGCAGGAGCGACUUACCAGCGCCUCAUGGAUAAGAUUUUCCGUCGGCAGAUUGGGACAUGUUUAGAAGUAUACGUGGACGAUAUGGUGAUCAAGUCCACUUCAGUCGGCGAUCACCUAAAAGACCUCGUCACGAUAUUUAAGGAAGUAAGGCGUCACCGCAUGCGACUAAAUCCGGCAAAAUGCACAUUUGGGGUAGCUGGCGGAAAGUUUUUGGGGUUCAUGUUGUCAAAAAGAGGUAUAGAGGCCAACCCCAACAAGUGUCAAGUUAUUAUCAACAUGAAAAGCCCUCGCAACAUAAAAGAGGUGCAAAGGUUGGCCGGACGCAUCGCUUCCUUGGCUCGUUUCUUCCCCUGCAUGGCCGAGAAGUCAAAGCCCAUAAUGUCCCUACUAAAAAAGGCUACCAAGUUUCAGUGGAACGAGGAAAGCGAGUCGGCUUUUCAAGACCUGAAGACAACACUAGCAACUCCACCAUUGCUGACCAAACCAGACCCUCGGUUGGAUAUGAUCGUAUACAUAUCGGUCUCGGACAAAGCCAUCAGCUAUGUCUUGGUGCAAGAGAAAACAGAACAAAUACCGGUAUAUUUCGUUAGCCGAAUGCUACAAGACGCCGAGACGAGAUAUCAACACCUCGAGAAAACAGUGUUAGCCCUUGUACAUAUGGCUAGACGCCUCCGACACUACUUUCAAAGCCACAAGAUACUGGUCCGAACAGACAGCCCCAUUGUCAAAGUCCUACGGAAACCCGAAUUGGCUGGAAGGAUGGUCGCUUGGUCCAUCGAAUUGUCGCAAUUUGAUAUUCAUUUUGAACCCAGAGGACCCAUCAAGGCGCAAUGUAUGGCCGAUUUCAUCAAUGAAUUCGCUCCACCAAUGACCUCCGAGCCGCAUUCCUGGACGCUACACGUAGAUGGAUCAUCCAACCAACAGGGUAGCGGCGCCGACAUCAUCUUGGAAGGACCAGGGACAAUGAUAAUAGAACAGUCACUGCGGUUUGGAUUCAAAACCUCUAAUAACCAAGCAGAAUACGAGACCCUUCUCGCAGGACUCAGGUUGGCCGCCGAUCUCGGCAUCACUGAGCUUCAAUGCUUUAGCGAUUCGCAAGUGGUAACAGAGCAAGUCAACGGCACUUUCCAGAUCAAAGAUCCGACUUUGUUAUUGUACUUUCAUGCCUUCCAGAAGCUAAAAAGCCACUUCGAAAAUGUCUGA